This is a messenger RNA of Chenopodium quinoa (quinoa), 1647 nucleotides long. RefSeq names its product Down syndrome critical region protein 3 homolog. Gene Ontology annotation, biological process: intracellular protein transport. Lineage: Eukaryota; Viridiplantae; Streptophyta; Magnoliopsida; Caryophyllales; Amaranthaceae. The record is from RefSeq and is a predicted model, not a curated record. Gene Ontology annotation, cellular component: endosome. The transcript is spliced from 11 exons. The coding region runs from base 332 to 1288 and encodes 318 amino acids.
UUUUUUUUAAAAUAUUUUUGGUUUUUUUUAUAAUUUUUUUUAAUUUUUGUUUAAUAAUUAUUUUUUUAAAAACGGACCAAUCUGAAGAUGACACGUGACAAGUGGUGGGGUCAAUUAAUGGUCAACUAACGGCCGUCAGUCAUUAAUGACACUCGGUGAAUUUUUUUAAAACUCGGUGACAUUUAAAUAAUUUUGAAAAGGUUAAUGGUAUUUGAUAAAUUUUGAGAUUGUUUAGGGACACUUGGUGAAAUAGUCAAUUAUUAUUUCUAUGCGAGUAAUACAUACUCCGUUUCUUCAAGUGUAAAGCGGCAGAGAUCAAAGUGGAAUAAGAAUGUCAGAAUUAGAGAUCAAACUCUCUCGAUCAAAUCGCAUCUAUCGUCCUGAUGAACCACUUCAAGGUAAAAUCAUCACUAAGUUUUCAUCUUCUGUCUCCCAUUAUGGCGUUCGCCUAUCUGUCAAUGGAUCAGUCAAUCUCCAGGUUCGUGGAGGCUCAGCUGGGGUUAUUGAAUCUGUUGUUGGAGUUCUUAAACCCAUUACCAUUGUGAAAAGGAGUGUUGAAAUUAGACCUUCUGGGAAGAUAAGCUCAGGCACUACGGAGAUUCCUUUUUCUUUGAUUUUGAAACAACCAGGAGAGAGAAAAUCGGGAAAAUUUUACGAAACAUUUCAUGGGGAAGAUAUAAGCAUCCAGUAUCUGCUAACUGUAGAAGUAGCACGCGGUUACCUGCACAAGUCAUUGUCAGCAACAUUAGAGUUCAUCAUUGAAAGUGAAAAAGCGGAACAUCUUGAGCUGCCUAUUUCGCCUGAACUCGUGUUCUUCUAUAUCACACAGGAUACCCAAAAGCACCCAUUGCUUUCUGAACUAAAAUCAGGUGGUUUUCGUGUAAGUGGUAGAAUUCCAACUCAGUGCUCAUUGUCAUGUGCCCUCAGGGGAGAACUGACUGUAGAAGCAUCUGCAUUGCCAAUCCAGUCCAUUGAUAUCCACUUGCUACGUGUGGAAUCCAUUCUUGUCGGAGAUAGGAUUGCAUCAGAAACAUCUUUGAUUCAAACUACUCAGAUAGCAGAUGGAGAUAUCUCUCGAGGCCUGACUCUACCCAUUUACGUCUUACUUCCAAGGCUUUUAACAUGUCCCAGUGUCUUAGCUGGUCCAUUCUCAAUUGAGUUCAAGGUCUCCAUUGUCAUCAACUUUCAGUCAGAGCUUAGCAAACUGCACCCCAAAUCUGAUCCCAGAACGCCAAGACUAUGGCUUGCAAUGGAAACAUUGCCACUUGAACUAGUUCGGACCAGGUGAAAUUCAUGAGGUCAUGAUUGAUUGGCAACUCACCUUUUCUCACUCUGCACUUCUAGGAAUGCCGUGAAAGAUGGUCGGUAAAUCAGGAAAAUUAUUGUGUUAAUUAAUCAGUAGUAUCCAUGUUCAGAAUUAUGCUGUAUCUACUUCAUUUGGCAGUCACUGGCCAGAUAGAUCAUAGAUGGAAAUUGAAAGAAAUUCUAUUUGUAGGAUUUUUCUGUAUUGAAUUUGAGAGCUCAAAAAUGUUGGCGUUGUGUAUAUUGACCAGGAACAUGCUGUUGGAUUCUUUGUAUUAUUUGAUACACUACCCAAGGAACAUGAUGAAUUGAUGAGUAGUGAAGUGCUCAUAUGCUUAUUUCGAU